CAGAACCAGCGGUAGCCGCGGCAGCAACAGCUCUCCUGCGGAGAUCGCGUCACACUCAGCCGGCUUCUCCAACUUUUUGUUCCAAAACAAAAGAUGCAACGCUGCGCCAAGUCGUGGGGCAUCUUGUCUGCCACAGCGGGUGGGGUGGUCCGGGCGGCCAACCGGACUUGCGCGACCGGCUUCGGGCGCGCGGACGCUGGCAGCCGCGCGUUGUGGAGAGCCACCGGCCACCGGAGCCCGGGGCCGGGGGCGUCCCUGGCAACACGAGGAGUCCGUACCUCGGUGGCCGGGUGCUCCCGGCGCAUCGAGCGGAUCCUGCCCCGGCACGAUGACUUUGCCGAGCGUCACAUUGGACCAGGUGAGCGGGAGAAGCGGGACAUGCUGGACGCGCUCGGACUGGAGUCCAUCGAGCAGCUGAUUGAGAACACGGUGCCGUCAUCCAUCCGGAUGAGACAGAGCAUGAAGAUGGACGAUCCAGUGUGUGAAAAUGAAGUGUUGGAGACGCUACACAAGAUUGCAAGCAGGAACAAGGUGUGGCGUUCCUACAUUGGCAUGGGCUACUACAAUUGUUCCGUACCACCGCCCAUCCAGCGGAACCUCCUGGAGAACGCUGGCUGGGUGACCCAGUACACACCCUACCAGCCCGAGGUGUCCCAAGGCCGCCUGGAAUCUCUCCUCAACUACCAGACCAUGAUCUGCGACAUCACAGGCCUGCCCAUGGCUAACGCGUCAUUACUGGACGAGGGCACGGCCGCUGCCGAGGCCAUGCAGCUCUGCCACAGACAGAACAAAAGAAGAAUCUUCUACAUCGACCCUCGCUGUCACCCUCAGACCAUUGCGGUGGUGCAGACUAGAGCCAACUACAUAGGUGUGAAGACCGUGCUGAAGCUGCCUCACGAGAUGGAUUUCAGCCAGAAAGACAUCAGCGGUGUUUUGUUCCAGUACCCUGACACCGACGGAAGGGUGGAGGACUUCACGGCUCUCGUGGACCGGGCACACAAGGGAGGGGCCCUGGCUUGCUGUGCGACAGAUCUGCUGGCGCUGUGCGUUCUGCGUCCCCCCGGCGAGUUCGGUGUAGACAUUGCACUGGGAAGCUCACAGAGGUUCGGGGUUCCUCUGUGUUACGGGGGUCCUCACGCCGCCUUCUUCUCUGUCAAAGAGAACCUGGUCCGAAUGAUGCCCGGCAGGAUGGUUGGCGUUACCAGGGAUGCUGCGGGAAAGGAAGUUUAUCGGCUUGCGCUGCAGACCAGGGAGCAGCACAUCCGCAGAGACAAAGCCACCAGUAACAUCUGCACAGCUCAGGCUCUGUUAGCCAACAUGGCUGCCAUGUUUGCACUCUACCAUGGCCCACAAGGACUCAAACACAUCGCUGAGAGAACGCACAAUGCCACUCUUAUCCUCGCGGAAGGUCUGAAGCGAGCAGGACACCGACUGCACAGUGAGAUGUUCUUCGACACCCUGAAGAUUACCUGCGGUGUGGCAGCCAAGGACAUCUUGGAGAGAGCUGCGCAGAGGAACAUGAAUCUCAGGGUCUAUUCUGAUGGCGUGUUGGGCGUAUCGCUGGAUGAGACAGUGACUGAAAGGGACCUGGAUGAUUUGCUCUGGGUUUUUGGCUGCGAAUCCUCCGCUGAGCUUAUCGCUGAGAAGAUGGGCGAGCGAAUGAAGGGCAUCAUGGGAAGUCCUUUCAAGAGGACCAGCAAGUACCUAGCACACCAGGUCUUCAACAGUUACCACUCCGAGACAAACAUUGUGCGCUACAUGAAGCGCUUGGAGAACAAAGACAUUUCACUGGUACACAGCAUGAUUCCACUGGGAUCUUGCACCAUGAAGCUGAACAGCUCCUCGGAGCUCAUGCCAAUCACGUGGAGGGAGUUUGCCAACAUUCACCCGUUCGUGCCUCUGGAGCAGGCCGAGGGCUACCAGAAGCUCUUCAGGCAGCUGGAGAAGGACCUCUGUGAGGUGACAGGCUAUGACAAAAUCUCCUUCCAGCCAAACAGUGGUGCUCAGGGAGAAUAUGCCGGGCUGGCGGCUAUUAAAGCCUACCUCAAUUCCAAGGGGGAGAACUCAAGAAGUGUGUGUUUGAUCCCCAAGUCAGCACACGGCACAAACCCAGCUAGCGCUCAGAUGGCGGGAAUGAAGGUGCAGGUGGUGGAGGUGGACAAAGACGGCAACAUUGACCUGGCCCACCUCAAUGCUUUGGUGGACAAGCACAAGGCCAACCUGGCAGCAAUGAUGAUCACGUACCCGUCCACGUUUGGCGUGUUUGAGGAGCAAAUCCAAGAUGUGUGUGAGCUCAUCCACCGAGCUGGCGCCCAGGUAUACCUGGAUGGCGCCAACAUGAACGCUCAGGUGGGCCUGUGUCGUCCCGGAGAUUACGGCUCCGACGUGUCGCACCUCAACCUGCACAAGACCUUCUGCAUCCCGCACGGAGGCGGAGGACCCGGCAUGGGGCCCAUCGGAGUGAAAGCUCACCUGGCGCCAUUCCUGCCAAGCCAUCCGGUGGUCUCCAUGCACUCGGUCAACAGCAGCAGCUCCCUGGGCACCAUCAGCGCCGCACCGUGGGGGUCCAGCGCCAUCCUGCCCAUCUCCUGGGCUUACAUCAAGAUGAUGGGCGCCAAAGGUCUGGCUCAUGCCACAGAAAUGGCCAUCCUCAACGCCAAUUACAUGGCCAAAAGGCUGGAGGGCCACUACAAGAUUCUCUACAGAGGAGCCAAAGGCUUUGUGGCCCAUGAGUUUAUUUUGGACGUGAGGCCCUUCAAGAAAUCGGCCAACGUGGAGGCCGUGGACGUGGCCAAGAGGCUCCAAGAUUACGGGUUUCACGCGCCCACCAUGUCGUGGCCCGUGGCGGGUACGCUGAUGAUCGAGCCAACCGAGUCAGAGGACAAGGCUGAAAUGGACCGCUUUUGUGACGCCCUGCUGGGCAUCCGGCAAGAGAUCGCUGACAUUGAGGAGGGCAGGAUGGACUCUCGCAUCAACCCGCUCAAGAUGGCGCCUCAUUCACUGGCCUGCAUCUCAUCCUCCAACUGGGACAGACCUUACUCCAGAGAGUUUGCCGCCUUCCCCUUGCCUUUCAUUCGGCCCGAGACCAAAUUUUGGCCGGCCAUUUCGCGGAUCGACGACAUCUACGGCGACCAGCACUUGGUGUGCACCUGCCCCCCCAUGGAGGUUUACGAGUCUCCAUACGAAGAGAACAGGGCCUCCUCAUAGGGCUUUUCUUUCAGUUUAGUUCAGUCCCGACGUCUAUGCUUGAACGUUUGAUCCACCCUGCCGUUCAAUCCUCAAAAAGUCCACAUUCUAUCAUAAUAAUUCGCAUUUAUUGCGUCAUUCUUUUUCCAGAAAUUUAGUCAGACGUUGGGACUGAGCUUACAUGCCCAACUCUUUCAAUGGACCAAAGGUGCAAAUUUUGCUUUUUUACAAAAAAUUAUAAUUGCACCAUAACAGAACCUUCCAAUAUUUUUCAAACAAGAAACAAAUAUUCCUCGUGCCUGUCUUGUUGCUGCCUUGACACCCCCCACCCCUCAAAUAUAACAUAUUCUUGUAGCCUUGUUAAUGGUAUUGUGUUUUCACAUCACAAUGUUGAUUUAAAAAGUUUUUCUGUUGUGGAUGGUUUUUUUCCCCCUUCCAUAUGUAUUACUCCGAAUGACAAAGUAGUUUCCCUGCCUUUGAGAUAUCCCAAUUUAACUGGACUCAGCCAUGUGCUGGAUGGUUUACUUUCUAACCAAUCCAUGUUUGUUUUGCUAAGAAAACCAAAUAAUUAAACAAAACCCGUGUUUAAGAUA
This is a messenger RNA of Syngnathus acus (greater pipefish), 3779 nucleotides long. It is a transcript of the gene gldc, whose product is annotated as glycine dehydrogenase (decarboxylating). NCBI's taxonomy places the organism in Eukaryota, Metazoa, Chordata, Actinopteri, Syngnathiformes, Syngnathidae. The coding region runs from base 94 to 3207 and encodes 1037 amino acids. The transcript is spliced from 25 exons. Gene Ontology annotation, molecular function: pyridoxal phosphate binding; glycine dehydrogenase (decarboxylating) activity; glycine binding. The record is from RefSeq and is a predicted model, not a curated record. Gene Ontology annotation, cellular component: glycine cleavage complex; mitochondrion. Gene Ontology annotation, biological process: glycine decarboxylation via glycine cleavage system.